Messenger RNA from Diachasmimorpha longicaudata, 2667 nucleotides. Its product is annotated as UPF0764 protein C16orf89 homolog. Gene Ontology annotation, cellular component: membrane; cytosol. The coding region runs from base 1129 to 2199 and encodes 356 amino acids. The transcript has 7 exons. The record is from RefSeq and is a predicted model, not a curated record. NCBI's taxonomy places the organism in Eukaryota, Metazoa, Arthropoda, Insecta, Hymenoptera, Braconidae.
AUGGAACGAAUAGUUGUGUGUGCAGGAAGUGUAAAAAUUUUACUGGGAUUAUAUAUUGAAUAUAUGCACCAUGGACACUGGGAAUAUCCUAGAUACAUAUAUUCCCGAUAGUAUACAUGUGCUGGGUACAUAUACCCAGUAUAUAAUUCACCAAUUUUUUCAGUCCUUUAGGAUACAUCCAGAAUCUCCGGAAAACUUGUUCCUAGAUGAUAAUGAUUUUUCUCGAGUGAAAAGUGCAAAGUUCAAAAACUCUAGUAUGACGUGAUAACAGUGUAGAGUUCUCAACAGAUAUCAACUUGAGAGAGAAAGAAUUAUAUUACAACAUACUGGGUAUAAAUUGAAGCACAAUGGCUUUACGGAGAUCACAAUAACCCUGUCCUCGACCUCGCCCUACUAUUAGGAGGUCUCUUCAAAGUUUUAGGUCCCGGUGAGCCUGAUGAGAAAGACGUAAAUCGCGAAUUUUAUGGGUUAACAAGAAAGAAACUACCUUUGAGAGUUUCUACAAGAGAAGUUCCAUAUUCAUUUCAGAAAAAAAAUAUCCGCUGAUCAGAGUUCCUGGGAGUCGAAACGUCGGAAUAAUUUAAAUGGUGAGAUGUUUUUUUUAAUUACUAAGGGUCUUUUUUGCCAUUUUUAGGGUAUCAAUAAUUUCGGAACAGGCACGGCUGAUAAAAUUGGGGACUUAUUAAAAGAGUAAUAAAACUUUAAAACGUGGCCAAUAAUUAUCAAUUUGUCUUCGUCUGUUAUUCCAUUUCCUCUUAGAUGGAAAGCGAAUUCAAAUAGAAAUAGAGUGAAAUGGUGCUUCUUAGGACUAAUUUCAAUGGUAGAGUCCCUGAAGCCUACCCACCAAAAUCAAUCGAUAAAUCCUGAUUGUCAACCGCUCCAGUGACAUGUGGCCAAUAAUUCUGAAUUACUCCUGACACUCGAGUCCCGUUUAAUUUCGUUAGCAACGAUUCCCACACUUUAUGUUUGUCUUAACUAAGGGAAAAGUCAAUACUCAAGAGGUCCAUAUAAAGCCCCGAUGAUGCUGUAAUAGUGGAGUCAUUCACAAGAGUGCAGGACGCGAGACCGGGGCUCUCUCCUGUACCUGUGUAUGAGAAUUUAGAUUUAAAAUUUAACGAGAAAUUUGAUAUGAACUUUCAAAACGAACUGCGGCUUUUAUUCUUUUUCAUCGUGAGUGGCCAGUGGUGGAUCGAAGGAACCAGUUCAUCGCAGUGCAGUUGUUCUACUUUUGGAAAACUUUUAAAUGCCUUGCACAAGGAUGUCAAAUUCAUGUAUACGAAGAAGUAUCAGUUAAACAUUGAUUCAGCUUUUGGAUUAGCAUUAGCAGAAGCCAAUCUGGGAACGAUCUUAAAUUCCGAAAGGUGGAAAUGUUUGAAAAGCGAAGACGUCAAUCUUUUAUUAGAAAUUCGUGAAAUAGCCGAUGAAUCACGAAAAUAUGUUGAACAAAAUUUGAAAACCGAAACAGAUCUCGUAUUUUCGAAAGUCCUCACAAAAGUCAACUUAUGGAUUCGUCCAAUAUAUUGGAAACGCGAUUCUUUGCGAUCGAAGACGUCACCAACGCCAAAUUUAACCGAAUUUAUAAUUGAUAACGUGAUACAUGCGGGAGCUCCUAAUGAAAACGAGAGUGAUUAUUGCCUAUUACUCCUGAUCAAGGAAUACUUGAAUGGUAAAUCCUGUCAAUUAGCGAAUGAAUGCGCCGAGAUGAUAACAAAGGAUGAUUACUCGAGGGGAUAUGCAAUGACCCAUCGUUUGCUCAUCAUUCAAGUUGCGAAUGCUUUGAACUGUCACCAACAUUCAUGGAUGAACAUCGAUCACCUAAUUGAAAAAUUCUGCCAAAAUGUCUACCAAGAUCUGUUAGACAUUGAAGCCUCCGGUUUCCCUGGGGCCGGACUGGAUCUGGCCAUUGAACAAAUAUUUCUCUGUGGCAUGGAGGGCUACUCAGAAUUCGUCACGAGUCAUUACAAAAACCUGUUACUGGAUCUGCGAAAUCCCCUAGGAUGCUACUCAGCGAGAGGAUUUCAACGGAAAAAUUAUUAUCGCAGUAAAAGAUCAUCAAAUCCUAUGGAUUAUGGGUGUGAUAAUCACACAUCUGGAGUAGCUGCAGCAGCACUCAGCUUACUACUUCGAGAGUGCAUCGAAAAUCAUCAAUUUUAUAUUGAUGACGAAAAUGACGAUAAUCGAUUUGGGGAGUAUUCAUAAAGCUGUCAAAUCAGUUCUUCAGUUUAUCGAAGUAAGAUGUUUGUGUACCUCAUAUUUUGAUCUAGUGUUGAAGGAGUGUUAGUUUAGGAUAGGGUAAACAUCAUUUCCAAAAGCGUGUGAAUUAUAAAAAAUUCCUCUCUUUCCAAAUUAUUCGAGUUUUCGCUCAUAUCAUUAGAUUUAUUAUGCACGUAUACUUUUCGCAUCAUACAACAUCGCUACACAGUUAACAAAACAUACAUCUAUGAAUUUAUAAAUACAAAAUAAAUAAUUGAAUUAAUGGCAUAUGGAUGGACACGAGUGUGAAAUCUCAACUGUUGCUGUCAUGAGUUCAUAAAUUACUCCUUUGAAUUAUUCACGCGCGGCUGUAGUUGUAUGGUCUUCCGUAAGGGUCAAUUUUUCCUUUCAGCUUGUCGUCUUUCAGUUGUCGAUGAUAGCUAAGAACAACCACCCACAGGUACACGUAAAUUA